Molecule: messenger RNA, 620 nt
Organism: Sceloporus undulatus (fence lizard)
Lineage: Eukaryota; Metazoa; Chordata; Lepidosauria; Squamata; Phrynosomatidae
Gene: RPL28
Product: ribosomal protein L28
Exons: 5
Coding region: 46-573 (175 amino acids)
Biological process (GO): translation
Cellular component (GO): cytosolic large ribosomal subunit; ribosome
Molecular function (GO): structural constituent of ribosome
Source: RefSeq, a predicted model, not a curated record
CGGAAGGCGCGGCGGAUACACGAAGUGGGCGUGGCCGGGAGGACUAUGAAACCCCCUCUCACUGAGCCGGCUCCCCCUUUUCCGUUUCCGGUCGCGGCUGAAGCAGGAGACAGAGAGAGAGCGAAGCGCAGGCCGCGUGUCUGGGGAGGACUCUGCACAAUGUCUGCCCAUCUUCAGUGGAUGAUCGUUCGCAAUUGCUCAAGUUUCCUUAUCAAAAGGAACAAGCAAACAUACAGCACGGAACCAAACAACCUUAAAGCCCGCAACUCCUUCCGCUACAAUGGGCUGAUCCAUCGCAAGACUGUCGGGGUGGAGCCAGCUGCUGAUGGGAAAGGCAUUGUUGUAGUCCUCAAGAAGCGUGCAGGCCAGCGGAAGCCAGCCACUUCCUACGAGAAGAUCACUAUCAACAAAAAUGCACGCGCCACUCUCAGCAGUCUGCGCCACAUCAUCCGCAAGAACAACUACCGCAAGGACCUGCGCAUGGCUGCCUUGCGUCGUGCCAGUGCGAUUCUACGCAGCCAGAAGCCAGUGGUGGUGAAGAAGAAGCGGACCAGGGCUACUAAAGCUCCAUAAACAUCGUUCCCAGAUUACAUAAUAAAGGAUCAUAAUUGGAGUACAAA